GACAUGAAAAUGGUUCCGUCCUCAGCCUCUGAUUGGCCAAGGAGGGGAGGGCGUGGUCUCCGCAGUCUAGUUCCGCGCGCCAGAGCGCGCUAGCCGCAUUGCGAGCUGGGCACGGAGCAGGCGCCAUGGUUGUGCUGCACGUGCUGUUCGAGCAUGCGGUCGGCUACGCGCUGUUGGCCCUGAAGGAAGUGGAGGAAAUCAGCCUGCUGCUACCGCAGGUGGAGGAGUGUGUACUUAACCUUGGCAAAUUCCACAAUGUCGUUCGUCUGGUCGCCUUCUGUCCGUUUUCUUCAUCCCAGGUUGCCUUGGAAAAUGCCAAUGCCGUGUCUGAAGGUGUUGUUCAUGAGGACCUCCGUCUGCUCCUGGAGACAUACCUGCCGUCUAAAAAAAAGAAAGUAUUGCUGGGGGUUGGAGACCCCAAGAUUGGUGCUGCAAUACAAGAGGAGUUGGGGUACAACUGCCAGACUGGAGGUGUGAUAGCUGAGAUCCUUCGAGGAGUUCGUCUGCACUUCCAUAAUCUGGUGAAGGGUCUAACAGACCUGUCUGCGUGUAAAGCCCAGCUAGGGUUGGGACACAGCUAUUCUCGGGCCAAAGUGAAAUUUAAUGUGAACCGGGUGGACAACAUGAUCAUCCAGUCCAUAAGCCUUCUGGACCAACUGGAUAAAGAUAUCAAUACCUUCUCAAUGCGUGUCAGGGAGUGGUAUGGGUACCACUUUCCAGAGCUGGUGAAGAUCAUCAAUGACAAUGCCACCUACUGUCGCCUGGCUCAAUUCAUUGGAAACCGCAGGGAAUUGAAUGAGGAAAAGCUGGAGAAGCUGGAAGAGUUGACUAUGGAUGGGGCCAAGGCUAAGGCCAUUUUGGAUGCCUCUCGGUCCUCCAUGGGCAUGGACAUAUCUGCUAUCGACUUGAUAAACAUCGAGAGCUUCUCCAGUCGUGUGGUGUCUUUGUCAGAGUAUCGCCAGAGCCUACACACUUACCUUCGCUCCAAGAUGAGCCAAGUAGCCCCCAGCCUGUCAGCCUUAAUUGGGGAAGCGGUAGGUGCACGUCUCAUUGCGCAUGCUGGCAGCCUCACCAACCUGGCCAAGUACCCAGCAUCCACAGUACAGAUCCUUGGGGCUGAAAAGGCCCUGUUCAGAGCCCUGAAGACAAGGGGCAAUACACCAAAAUAUGGACUCAUUUUCCAUUCCACCUUCAUCGGUCGAGCAGCUGCAAAGAACAAAGGCCGCAUCUCCCGAUAUCUAGCAAACAAAUGCAGUAUUGCCUCAAGAAUUGAUUGCUUCUCUGAGGUGCCCACAAGUGUAUUUGGGGAGAAACUGCGAGAACAAGUUGAGGAGCGGCUGUCUUUCUAUGAGACUGGAGAGAUCCCACGGAAGAACCUGGAUGUCAUGAAGGAAGCUAUGGUUCAGGCAGAGGAAGCGGCUGCUGAAAUUACCAGGAAGCUGGAAAAACAGGAGAAGAAACGCUUGAAGAAGGAAAAGAAGCGACUGGCUGCAUUGGCCCUGGCAUCUUCAGAAAACAGUAGCACUCCAGAAGAGUGUGAGGAGAUGGAGAUAAAUGAAAAACCUAAGAAGAAGAAAAAGCUAAAACCCCAGGAGGCUCCACAGGAAAAUGGAAUGGAAGAUCCACCUGUCUCUUUGCCUAAAAGUAAGAAAAAGAAAGCUUUUCCCAAGGAGGAGUUGCCCAGUGAUUCUGAAGAGGUGGCUACUUGCAGUGUAAGUGUUCCCAAAAGGAAGAAAUCCUCGCCUAAAGAGGAAAUGGUCAGUGACCCAGAAGAGGCAGCAAGCCCCAUCAUCCCCAAGAAGAAAAGGAAAUUUACUGAUGAACCUGAACCUGCCCCUUCCGUUAGCUAUACAAAGAAUACAAAGAAAAAGAAAAAGUCCCAGAAGGCAUCCCAGGAGGAUUAGAAUGGACAUGCUUUGUGGGAGGGGCAUACCUUAAGGUAACAGUUCCUACCCAUGAUAAACCCCAAUAAAAACACAAAAAACAUA
Messenger RNA from Cricetulus griseus (Chinese hamster), 1988 nucleotides. Lineage: Eukaryota; Metazoa; Chordata; Mammalia; Rodentia; Cricetidae. The record is from RefSeq and is a predicted model, not a curated record.